This is a messenger RNA of Liolophura sinensis, 5769 nucleotides long. RefSeq names its product serum response factor-like. NCBI's taxonomy places the organism in Eukaryota, Metazoa, Mollusca, Polyplacophora, Chitonida, Chitonidae. The record is from RefSeq and is a predicted model, not a curated record. Bases 135 to 1565 code for a protein of 476 amino acids. Gene Ontology annotation, molecular function: DNA-binding transcription factor activity, RNA polymerase II-specific; cis-regulatory region sequence-specific DNA binding; protein dimerization activity. The transcript has 9 exons. Gene Ontology annotation, biological process: positive regulation of transcription by RNA polymerase II.
AUUUGCGGAACAGUGGUGGCCUAGUAACGAUCAAUAAGGCAAACAUUGGACAGGACAGCUUGAAUGGGGCGAAUGUCAACCGUCCCGUGCUUCAAACUACUCCGACAAACGAAGGCUUGAAAGGGAAUGUUACUAUGAUCAUGGAAAACCCUGGUUUGGACGACGAUUCCGACUCCGACUCGGAAGGAGGGGGAGGGGCCGGGCGGCUGUCCAAGGGACCUGUCAUCGGGGGACAGCACGCACAGCUCUCCCAGGGCCAGGAUGGGGCACCAACCGGACUCAAACCGGGCAAGAAAACAAAAGGCAGAGUCAAGAUUAAAAUGGAGUUUAUUGAAAACAAACUUCGACGGUACACGACUUUUAGCAAGCGUAAAACGGGCAUAAUGAAAAAGAAUGAUGUUAUUGGUACUCUUAAAGUUGUUUUUUAUGAUGCAAGUUCAACUUAUGUUAUUUUGGCAUAUGAAUUGUCGACAUUGACCGGAACCCAGGUGAUGUUACUCGUGGCCAGUGAGACUGGACAUGUUUACACUUUCGCCACCCGCAAACUCCAGCCCAUGAUCACCAGUGAAAGUGGGAAAGCCUUGAUACAGACCUGCCUUAACUCUCCUGAACAGCCCAAUGUGCCCGGCACCCAGCAAGCCAUAGACCAGCGCAUGAACCCCACCGGCUUUGAAGAAACAGAACUUUCCUAUGCUGUCAAUGAAGAAGAAACAAAGGCUGGUGAAUUGCAGGGCAUUAAACAUGGGAUCUACACAGCCAUUCCGGGUCAGAUGAUCAGCACUGGGGGUGGGGAGCAUCAGCUGAUGCAGGCCCAGACCAUCACGCCUACAGCCACCCAGCUGCAGACUGCUCAGCCUGUAUCAGUACAGAUCACUGGGGGUCAGUCUUACACCUCCACUCAACCUUACAUGUCCUCUGCUAGCUCCUACACCCUGUCAAAUGCGUCCACUGUCAGCACCAGCACUGCGUCCUCCAAAUCUGGGAAUAUGUCGAUGCAGCUUCCAACAGGGGGCAUUACAGCUAUCAUACAACAAGGUGCACCCAUCACAAUCCCUGUACAACAGAAUACUUCGCAGAUCUCCCAACCUCAGCAGCAGACGCUGUAUCGAAUCCCUACACCUAACCAAGUUGUCUCUCUACAAGGCGGCGCUUUACAGCAAAACACUGUAACCACGGAUACAGGGCAGUCGCUGUCAAACCUGGGGACUUCCAUCUCAUCAAAUGUUAACAUUCUUCAAGGGGGUACUGGUGUACCCACAACUAACAGUAAUCCAGCCAUGACCCCAGGAAUUGUCAUGUACCAGACCCCUCAGGGGGUCGUGUAUGCUACGCCCACUACAGCCACUCUGCCUGAUGGAUCUAUAUUUAAUUUUCAACAGCCUGCCACAGCAUUAUCAUUAGCCCAACCAGAACAACAAGCUGGUUCUCAGCAGUACAUCACCAUUCCCGUGCCUGUGUCGCUGGCUGGGUCACCACAGGUAUUACAGAUAUCACAGACUGGAGAUGCAACGACAACGAUUGGUGAACUCUCACAACCAUCAGUGGCUAAGAAGUCGAGAAAAUGAAAUGUUGAGAGGAACACUUCAUCGAUACUAUUUCUACACUCUUUUCUUGCUGGUCAAACCUGAUUCUGCUGGACUGAAUUUUGUCUCGGUUGUCACAACGUGUGGUAAAAUACACAUUGGGUCGUUUCAAAAAUAGUGCUGUCGAGGGAAAGACAACUCUUACAGCUGGACUGAAAGAGUAAUUUCCCUUGGAUAGAUAUGUAAAAUACAUUAUGCAUGUAUGAUGGCGCUUUCAUAAGGCACAAGCUUACUCCACAUACUGCCCCAUCUCUAGCCCAUAUCUUUAAUUGUUCAGUUGUGUUUUCAGAGAUAGUAAGUUUUACAUUGCCUAUCAGGGAGUUGUUAAGGGUGCUGUUAACAGAGGAUAUAUUGUAUUUUUUUAUGUAACAAUGCAGUAACAUGUGAAAAGGUCUUGCAUUUAACAUAUCAUGAACUUCCACAAGUCAUCUGGCUGUCAUGCAUGGAUGUUACUGCCUGGUGACUAAUAACAUUAACUCAGCUUGUACACGGCGAAAUAUUUGUAAGAGGAAUCAAGUAUAGCUCAUAUAUCUACUUGUCUUGACUAUCAUUUGUCCUGUCUUUUUGGAUGUUUUUUCUUAAAUUUUAACAAAAAUAUAAAAUCUUCUACUUUUCUGGUGAUUUAUUCAAAACUGCUAAUUAAGAUGCUCCCUUUUUAACCCCAGUCUUUGAUGGAAUUUUAUGUUUUUUCCCUGAGACAUGUCUUCAAAUAUAAUUAAAUGUACAUUGUUUCAGUUCUUGUACUGCAUUAGAGUCACAGUCUUUGAUUUAAGCCUAGGCCUUGAUGGGAUUUUAUGAUGUUUUCUUCAGAGCUGUCUUCAGAUAUAAAUAAAUACAUAUUGUUUCUGCACUUGUACUGCAUUAGAGAAUGAGACGCAAAAAUCUUCCUUCACCUCUAUUCUCACAUUGUUUGUUUUGUUUAUUUACUGAAAUAAUCAGUAUUUUAUAUAGGCAAAUAGCAUAAUAUUGGAAAGAAAAAAUGUAUUUAACAAAGUAUCUUGAUGAUUUGGUUUGUAUUUAAGACCUACAAAACUGGAAUUCAGAAUUAAUUUGACCUAUAUCAUGAUUUUGUAUUAGCAAAUUAGCACAUGCUGCAAUAUUAACUCUAUUGUUGAAUGUUAAUAAGGCUUCGCAUGACAAUAUUGUUAAAAUCUAGGGAGCUGUACUUCAUCCACAAACAUGCAUGCAUAUGAUAAAUUGUGUAACUAGAUAACAAACAUUGUCAUAAUGAUACAUUAUUAUGACAUCUGGAAUUCAAGGAUUUGUAUUGAUUGUACUUAUUUUUAUCAGAGAAAAUGGUAGUAUUUUGAUUGGCUGUCAUGGGACUCCUGAUUCAUAAGUUGAAUCGCUGUAACUGUACAUUACAUCCCAGUGUGUCCUAUGUACUAGAGUGUUAGCAGAAGUCCAUUACCUAGAAGUAUGCCAUUUCCCUAUAACUAGUCUCCAUGGCACAGUACACUUGUUAAGCUUGCUCCACCUGGUAGAGAAUUAUGCCAAACUCUGGGGUAGAAGCUGUGAACUGAAUUAUGGGAAAUCUAAUUGUAACCGGCUGCUACAGGGACUGGCCACACCUUGAACUCCGCAUUUAAAAACUACAAUUUGAUAAUCAUUGUUGGUAUGCAGUUAUAAACCCACUGACUGUUUUCUAUUUUUCCAAGCAACUCUAAAACCAUUACUAUCAAAGACAUUGUUGUAAUUUUUUAAAGUCUAUUUCAACACAACUGCGUUUGGAUCCCACCAUGCAUCAGCUGUUACUCAAAUGUUAGCUGCGCAAUAGAGAAAUAAAAUAAAUACAUGCAUGCCCAGAUAUGUCACAUAAUCUGUUAGAGAUGGAAUUAAAGUGUAAAAUGACGUGGAGACUAGGUAUAGGGAAGUUGGAUACUUCUUGGUAAUUGACUUCUGGUGUUACUACAUAUGCAGCUUGAACAUUGGAUCAUCUGUCGCUUCUGUCAGUCAAUCAGAAUCAAGGAUUUUUCCUUUAUUGAGAUAUUAGUACUAUACAGCAACAGUCUAUCAUUAUGGCAGGAAUAUAUAAAAAUUAUAUUCUGAUGUUUUUUGUUUUGUACAACUAUGCUUACAGUAAAAAUAGAAAAUGAACAGCAACUCCAUGACAACAAAAGCAGGGAAAGGUUCUCUAAUCAGGCUCUUUCAGCCAUAUAAUGUUGACGUUUGCUCUCUUUGCCUCUCUUUGUUGUUAUAACAAAACUUGUUUUAGCUUGUUUUACAGAUAAUUUUAAAGAAAAUAAAAAUAUGGUACUAUCCACUGAAAUGUUUGAGGCCUGGUGCCAAGAUGGACAGCUUUAAAUAAAGUAACCAGUUAAUGGAGCUUUUGAAAUCUGUAAGUUAAACACUCUGAUGGCUGUAGAAAGGUCUUGUUUUCACCUUCUUCAGAUGCUAGCCAGUAGCAAAUGGUAGUGAACGAUCUCCUGUGUACAGUGUAGCUGCUAUGGCAAGUUUCAGUUUUCAGCACAGACCCAGCACUUGUAUUUUACAUGUAUAUAUUGUACAGUUUAUUUAUUUAUUUUAGUGUAGCUUGUUUUAUACAGUGUUGUGCAUACAUGAUGUACUGACUCAUGUCAGUAUGGAUCAAGACUGAAACAUUUACUGAUAUGUGACACAUAUCACAUACAGUGGUGUUCUGUAUUGAUGCAACAAAGCAUUGAGCACACAAUGUACUGACUCAUGUCUGUAUGGGUCAAGACUGAAACAUUUACUGAUAUGUGACACAUAUCACAUACAUGUGGUGUUCUGUAUUGAUGCAUUAACAAGAAAUGCUUGCAAGAGAUCAAGCUGUAUUUCUACAUCCUCUGGCUUGUACUGACCUAAGAGACUGAGUUGAUAUUCUUGUGCAGUUUCGAUUCAGAAACCCGAUCACUCCCUUGUUCCUGCAAGAAAAAAACAAUGAAAGCCCUGUAAACAUGCACUUGUACUGCCUUUUGAAGGCAGAUUCAGUUUUGAAUCAUCUGCUUUGUAAAAAAACCUUUGUACAAGUAUCAUUACAGUGGAACGGGGUCAGACAUGAUAGCUGCUUUGCACAGGUUUACAAAAAUUACAAUUUAAUUACAUCGUUGCAAAUUAACCACAGACCUAUAGACGGCAGAUUCGGUGAAUGUAAACGCAUUCUAAGUUGAUAUUGUAUCAAGUUGAUGAUGUAAAUUGAUGAUGAUGACAAUUGACAAGAUCGUGAUGUAAAAAUACAUACAUAUUAAAUGGCUGGUCUGGAAACCUGGUGUAUACCAUCUCUGUUUUCACAGCUGUUAAUAUACAUUUUAUGUACAGAUAAUUGAAAUGCUGUGGAUCAGUUAUUGCUUCUCUAAGGCACUGUUUCAUAAUUGAAUUGGGAAACCAUAUCUUGUAAAUUUUGAUGUCUUUUUAUGUUUCUUGUACUUAAUUAUGUGGAUUAUGUGUAAUUACAACGAAAGUCUUGGCAGUAAUGCUUUAAGAUUCUCCAGUCUCCCAGAUUUUAGGUGUUCAAGCCUAUUCAACAAGUGAGAGCAUUUUCAUUGGUUUACUGAGGUAACUUAAUAGUCUUCAGUGUGUGUGUAUUUACAGGUAUAUAUAUAUGUACAAUUUUGUGUCAAAAUUUAAUUAUUCUAGCACAAAUUUACAUGCUUUUAGUCUUGUAACCUAUACAGUUGUAUUUAAAUACCAUAGUAAGGAGUUAUUUGACACACGUGAAAUUGUAAGUGAAAUUUUGGAAGAAAUCUUUGAUGAGUGAUCAAAGUAAGCAUGUGGACCGACCAUUGAGAUUUUUGAAUUAAGAUGGAUAAGACUGUAAAAUUUCUUAGUGGAUCCUUUUUUCACAUUUUUGAUAUCGUGAAAUUUUUGAAGUUGUCAGUGAUCAUUUGAACAUGUGUCUUGGUGUGCUGUUAUUUGUGUUCGCUCUUUGCCAACCUACAGUAAAAUACCAGUGUUGCCAUAUUAUGUCAGAGAUGUGGAAAUUAAAUUUAUAUUCCUCAUUGGAGUUGUUAAUUGAGCAUAACUAUAAAGCCAUACUGAUCGUUCAUGUGACAACAAUUGAACGUGAAAAUGUUUGUAUGCGUUCGCUGCAUAUAUGUCACGUCCAUAUCCGUUAGAUAUGUUUCAAGUUUGCGCCCAUCAUGUUAUAUCUUUUCAUCCAGAAUCAUGUGAUCUGUUUGUUACCAUCGUUUUGUACAGUCGUGUAUGAAUAAAGCUGAAGUAUUUU